CCACAACCUCUCUCUCUAAAACCAUCCCAACCACCCUCUCCCACCUCAAUCCCACCAAGUAGUACAUACCAAUCCAACAAUGCCCACCCGCCGCAUCGCCCAAAUCGUCCACCUCAAGCCCUCCGCCAUCGCCGCAUACAAAGAAUGUCACGCGAACGUAUGGCCCGAAGUCCUACAGCAGAUCAAGGAGUGUAAUAUCCGAGAUUACUCUAUCUUCUUCGAUAAUGAGCGGACGCUGUUCGCAACGUUCAAAUAUGUCGGGGAGGACUUUGAGGGUGAUAUGCAGCGGAUGAAGGCCAAUCCGAAGGUGAGGGAGUGGUGGGGGUUGACGGAUGGGAUGCAGGAGAGUCCGAUUCCUGGGGCUAUUGGAAGUGCUGAAGGUCCUGGGUGGUGGAAGGUAUUGGAUGAGGUGUUUUAUACUGAAUAAAUUGUAUCAAUACUCUCAAGUUUGUUUCCGUCUUCACUCCUCACAAGUAUAAAAAUACAUAAAAACUACUUGACGGAUCUCAUUCGGAUCUCAUAUACAUGCCAUGCAACAAUGGGUAUCUUCGCCGGGAAAAUCC
This is a messenger RNA of Aspergillus costaricaensis CBS 115574, 563 nucleotides long. RefSeq names its product L-rhamnose mutarotase. The transcript is spliced from 3 exons. Gene Ontology annotation, molecular function: racemase and epimerase activity, acting on carbohydrates and derivatives. Lineage: Eukaryota; Fungi; Ascomycota; Eurotiomycetes; Eurotiales; Aspergillaceae. Bases 80 to 427 code for a protein of 115 amino acids. The record is from RefSeq and is a predicted model, not a curated record.